UGAAAUCACCCACCUCCGGAGGUGGGUGAUUUGGAAUUGGCGCGAAAUCACAAGAAACAGAAGAAAUACCACGCCCCGCGGCCUCCUCGGUGGUGCUCCAGAUACGACGCAGAGUGCCUCUACCAUGGCCAAGGGGAAGCCUCAACGAAGGGCUAAGGCCCAGACGCCCGUCCUUACCUCUAAGAAUGCUGAUGCAGAGACCAAGAGUACGACAAAGUCCACAACGACGGCCUGCAAGACGGCAAGCGACGGUUCCAACGUCCACCUCACUCUCGCCGACUACAGGGUUCUCGUUGACUGGCUAGAGGUGAAGCAGAACUUCGAAGCUCUGCAAGUUGUUUCCGGCAAGACGACGGUCGGUGGACCACCUAAGAUAACCAAGCGAGCUGCAUGUGCUGCCAUGGCAGCGUACCUCUUUGCUGAGACAACAAACAAGCGACUCACAAAGCAGCUGAAGCCGGAGCAGAUGCAGGGAAGAUGGCGAACAUACAUGUCGGACAAAUCCUUUAAAGCAAUCACCACUCGAACUGUGUAGAGAUCUAGUGUUCCGCGUCCAACGCCCCAUAUAAACUUGAUACGGCCUGUAGAAGCGCCAUUACCAUUCGUGCCCAACCUAUCAAGACCCACUGCAAGCUGAAGCCAA
This is a messenger RNA of Phytophthora nicotianae INRA-310, 643 nucleotides long. RefSeq lists its product as hypothetical. The transcript has a single exon. The record is from RefSeq and is a predicted model, not a curated record. Bases 125 to 535 code for a protein of 136 amino acids. NCBI's taxonomy places the organism in Eukaryota, Oomycota, Peronosporomycetes, Peronosporales, Peronosporaceae.